Glarea lozoyensis ATCC 20868 is the source of this 1314-nucleotide messenger RNA. RefSeq names its product POZ. The transcript has 5 exons. NCBI's taxonomy places the organism in Eukaryota, Fungi, Ascomycota, Leotiomycetes, Helotiales, Helotiaceae. Bases 1 to 1314 code for a protein of 437 amino acids. The record is from RefSeq and is a predicted model, not a curated record. Gene Ontology annotation, molecular function: protein binding.
AUGUCACCUCCGACCGACGCCUCGUCAGACAUAGAUAGCUCAAAGAAGCGCAAGCACCCUCAUGAUGAGGAAUUUCCCAAAAUACUAGGCACCGAAAUGCUUAAUAUUUACGUCGGCAAGGAAAAGCGACACUUCCGAGUUCAUAAGAAGAUCCUUUGCCAGAAGAUUGAAUACUUUGAUCAAAUGUUUAAUGGGAAAUUUUGCGAAGCUCUGAAAAGCACCGCUAGCUUCCCUGAAAACGACCCUGUCUCUUUCGAUGUUUUAAUUGAUAAUUGUCAACAUUACGUUCUCUCAGCUCUUCGGAAAGCCUACGUUUCUGAAAAAUGGAAAACCAAGGACAUACUGAAGGCUAUGGCUUCGAACGAAGACUUGGGUACCGACGUUUUGAAUCUGAUCCGGGCUCAGAAACCUGGAACUUCUCCUCAGGACCCUAGAGAGCUCUGUCCAUGCACUUAUCACAUUGGGCAAAGUACACCAUGCAGCGACUUUUUCCUCACACGACCGAAUAACAUCUGCACAAUCUGCUCUCCAGUCGAACGUUCUCUGAAAAUGAGUGGUGACCAUGGUGGAAAAAGCUCGACCGAGAGCAGUUCGGCUAGUUCUUGGAAAUUUCUCGAUAAAUUCGGAACUACUAUGGUUGAUAUCUACAUUGGCGAAGAGAAAACCCACUUUAGGGUGCACAAGAGCAUUCUUUGUACGAAGAUCGAGUACUUUGAAAGGAUGUUUAAUAGUUCUUUCGCAGAAUCAAGCGGUUUUGCAUCUUUUCCUGAAGAUGACCCGACUUGUUUUGAUGUCCUUCUUGAAUGGGUUUAUUCAGGUUCGCUUCGUAACCUGGCUCCUGGAGACAAAAGUAAACCACGACUUUGGAAUCCCUAUCAGUUGUUCUCCCUUGUCGACAGAAUGAUGAUUCAAGGUCUCAAAGACGGAAUCAUGGACGCUUGGAUCUCUCACGAUAAGGCAGACGAUGCUCUCCCCGGAAUCCAUGAUGCGACUGAAAUUUAUGCCAAAACUCCCGCAGGCUCCGGUCCUAGAAAGUACAUGGCCUAUGCGCUUCAUUACGUCCUCACAGUCAUGAGAGAACAGCAUGCGAGAACGGACUGGUCUACCGCAGAUAUUGCAAAAGCUUUGGCAUUGAAUGAAGACUUGUGCGUCGAUGUCUUGGAGCUUAUAAGAAGCCAAAGGCCCAACACUUCCCCGAAAAAUCCACAUCUCCUGUGUCCUUGCACUUUUCACUCCGAAAAACACAGCAAAUGUGACCCUGAAAUCUUACCCAAGAAGAAGGCAAGGAAAUCCGGAUUCGGUAUGGAUUUUUGA